Molecule: messenger RNA, 4987 nt
Organism: Strongylocentrotus purpuratus (purple sea urchin)
Lineage: Eukaryota; Metazoa; Echinodermata; Echinoidea; Camarodonta; Strongylocentrotidae
Gene: pik3c3
Product: phosphatidylinositol 3-kinase catalytic subunit type 3
Exons: 19
Coding region: 90-2762 (890 amino acids)
Biological process (GO): phosphatidylinositol-3-phosphate biosynthetic process; endocytosis; autophagy of peroxisome
Cellular component (GO): cytoplasm; phosphatidylinositol 3-kinase complex, class III, type II; phagophore assembly site
Molecular function (GO): 1-phosphatidylinositol-3-kinase activity
Source: RefSeq, a predicted model, not a curated record
UGUCUAUUACACUAUAAUGUUUUCAUCUCGUCGUUUACUACAUUAUUGGUGCAAAAUCCACAUAUCGACCUCAGAUUUAAGAUUUUAUAAUGGCAGAAAGUGAGGACAAGUUCUACUAUACAUACAGUUGUGAUCUAAGUGCUAAUGUGCAGAUUAAAAUUGGAACACUAGAGGGAAAGAGAGAGAGGCCAAGUUACAGAGAUUUACUGGCAGAUCCUCAGUUGAGAUUCUCUGGUCUGUAUGAAGAAAAGUGUGCUGACCUCUAUGUGACCUGCCAGGUCUUUGCAGAUGGGAAACCUUUGAUAUUGCCAAGAAGGACGUCUUACAGGGCCUUUACUACCAGAUGGAACUGGAACGAAUGGCUAACCCUUCCACUCAAGUUCAGUGACCUUCCAAGAAAUGCACAGGCUGCUUUGACUAUCUGGGAUGUGUAUGGCCCAGACGACGCAAGACCAGUAGGAGGAACCACUGUCAGUCUCUUUGGUAAACAUGGGACAUUCCGCAAUGGCAUGCAGGACCUGAAGGUAUGGCCAGGGGUCGAAGGUGACGGUCGAGGUCAAACCAAGACACCAGGCAAGCUAGCAGACAGCAAUGACACCAUGGCCAGACUGGCUAAACUGACCAAGAAGCAUCGUAAGGGUCAUAUGCUGAAGGUGGACUGGCUUGAUAGACUGACCUUCAGGGAGAUUGAGAUGAUCAAUGAGAAGGAAAAGCGAGACUCAAACUUCAUGUACCUGAUGGUGGAAUUUCCCAGAAUUCAUUACAAUGACAUUGAGUUUGCUGUCGUUUAUUAUGAGAAGGAUGCAGAGGAGACGAUAUGCACCAGAAACUAUGCUGAGAUUGUUUCUGUCCCGGACCCAGAGAUGUUAAUGGAAAACCUUGUUGAGAGCAAACAUCAUACCCUAGCUAGAAGUGAAAGAAGUGGACUGUCAGACAAAGAUCUCAAACCUAAUGCUUCCACCAGAGAUCAACUCAAUAACAUUGUUGGUUAUGGUCCUACCAAGCCCUUAACCUAUGAGGAGCAGGACGUGGUGUGGAGAUUCAGAUACUAUCUUAACAGCCAGGGGAAUGCCCUUACAAAGUUCCUUCGUUGUGUCAAAUGGGAUGUACCUCAUGAGGAGAAACAGGCCUUGGAGUUACUCCGGAGCUGGGCUCCUAUUGAUGUGGCCGAUGCACUGGAGCUUCUCUCCCCUCAAUUCAGACAUAGAGCUGUGAGGAGGUUUGCAGUCUCCAGGCUCAGACAGGCCAUUGAUGAGGAGUUGAUGUUGUACCUUCUCCAACUGGUCCAGGCCUUACGUUAUGAAGACUUUAAUGAGAUCAAAGCUGGACUAGAAGCUGCCUCGGCUAGACCAAGAAGCGAGUCUCACGUCUCUCAGGACUAUCAUGUGGAUAGAGACAGGAGUUCAAGUCAGAACACGAUUCCCCACCCCCUAGCAGAAACACCGGAGUCCCCCACCCCUCCAGUCACACCUAGGGAUCAGGAGCAAGGCAAGGAUGUAACAGAAGAGUGUAAUUUAGCAACAUUCCUGAUAGAGCGAGCAUGCUGUAACUACACCUUAGCUAACUAUCUCUACUGGUAUCUACUGGUAGAGAGUGAUGAACAAGAUACAAUCUCCAAGGAUUCACGCAUCAUUGAAAUGUACAAGACCGUUCUCAAAUGCUUCAGUCAGUCGCUAAGCAAGGGAGGAAAGGAUUGUGUUCACUAUCGGUCACUCCUAGUCAGACAACACACACUCACCAAUCACAUUCUUAAUAUCAUGAGACUGGUAGCUAAAGAGAAUGGUAACAGAAAGAAAAAGAUUGAGCGGUUACAGGCACUACUUGGUGAAAACGAUCAACAGUCAGUCAACUUCACAAGCUUUGACCCUUUACCCUUGCCUCUUCAUCCAGAGGUCAAGGUUUUGGGUGUGGUUGCGGAGAAGGCAUCCAUGUUUAAGAGCUCCCUCAUGCCUAUCAAGCUCACAUUCAAGACGACGGAUCAUGAGGAGUAUGUAGCUAUCUGUAAGAAUGGAGAUGAUUUAAGACAGGACCAACUCAUUCUUCAGAUCAUCACACUUAUGGAUCAGUUGCUGAGGCAAGAGAAUUUGGAUCUGAAGCUAACUCCAUACCGAGUUCUAGCUACAAGCAGCAAGAAUGGGUUUGUUCAGUUCGUUGACUCUGUAGCUGUGGCUGAUGUGCUCUCUCAAGAGGGAAACAUUCAGAAUUUCUUCAGAAAGCAUGCACCAAGCGAGGCAGCCCCAUAUGGCAUCAGCCCUGAUGUGAUGGAUACCUACGUUAAAAGCUGUGCCGGUUACUGCGUCAUCACUUACCUUCUAGGGGUCGGAGAUCGUCACCUUGACAACCUCCUCCUCACAAAGUGUGGCAAGCUCUUCCAUGUAGACUUUGGGUACAUCCUAGGGCGUGACCCCAAGCCUCUACCCCCACCCAUGAAGAUGAGUAAGGAGAUGGUGGAGGGCAUGGGAGGGGCGCAAGGAGAGCUCUACCAGGACUUCAGGAAGAUCUGUUACACAUCAUUCCUGCAUCUUAGAAGACAUUCCAAUCUGAUCUUGAACCUGUUUUCCCUGAUGGUGGAUGCUAGCGUGCCUGAUAUUGCAUUAGAACCAGACAAGACAGUUAAAAAGCUCCAGGACAAGUUUCGUCUAGACCUAACUGAUGAGGAGGCUGUUCAUUACAUGCAGACGUUGAUUGAUGAGAGUGUGGGGGCAGUGUUCGCAGCUGUCGUUGAACAAAUACAUAAAUUUGCGCAGUACUGGAGGAAAUAACCAACUCUGAAAUGCAUCUCAUGAUGAAAUCAAGAUGAUCUUUGACAGUGGACACCAUUGUUAGGAGUGAUGCUUCUGCGUUGCCUAUCUGAACCAUAUUUAAGAAGGAGCCUAGGCAUCAUUUCAUGAAACCGUCUUAAGUACAAGUUCACCAACAUCCCAUUGAAACGUGUGUUAAAAUUUAAUACACAUGUUUCAAUGGGAUGUCGGUUAUAUUGUACUUGUCGGUUGGGUGAAAUGCUGCCCUGAUCUGAAAUAUUUCCAUGUUCCAAGUCUAGAUGUCAAUGCAAUCUUCUGUUAAGGGCCUUCAUGUAGUUCAGUGUGUACCAUAAAUCUCUGUGUAUAAGGCGCACCCCUAUUUUUGAGAUUUAAACAAAAAACAAAAAAAAAAAAAUUUGUUUUCCUUUUGCGUUUGCUUUUUUGCCGACACCAACUCAAUGGUCCCUUAUUUCAGCGUGCGGUCCCGUUCGGAAACCAAAGCCAUGAUGCAGGGAAUUAGGAAUAGAAUAGUAAAUGUUGUUUUUAAAACUAAAGAUGACAGAAAAAUUUUCCUCCCGAGUCCAAAUCGAAAUUUAGACAGGCUAGUUUUUGAGUGGUGAUUCGAUAUACCCCGUGUUAGUGAGCUGCAUGAUACAGGUGAGUGAGCUGGAGACACAGGGGAGCUUUGGCCAGCAAAGUGCUUUGUGAAGGGGCAUAAUUUAUCGAGACUGAAAAAAAAAAAAAAAAAAAAAAAACUCUCUUCCCUUCAAAUUAAGAACGCAAUUUAACUUAAAUAGUAGAUCCUAUUCUUUAUUUGCAUUAUGUAAUUCAUGUUGAGACACAGAGAUUUUCGGAAACCACUAAAAAGUAGCAUUUUGAGAACUCAAAAUAUCCUGUACCUGUGUAUUAGGCGCACCCCCGACUUUCGAUUUUUCCCCGACGGAAAAAAAGUGAGCCUUAUAAACGGACAUUUACGGUACUAUAAGUUUAUAAAUGACAGGGAAUUUUUUUUAAUUUAUCCUUGUCAUCAGAUUCACAAGGAUUCAUAUAGAUAAAAAAUUCAAGUCUUUGCAUCCAAAGAAUUCCCUAGGCUUCUGUUACUUUCCUAGGUUUAGUGAGGCAAUCAAAGCCUUGAUUAGAUUUAGAGAAAAAAGUGAGUUGAAUGUGAAAGUAAAAGGUCACUGUAUUAUCUUCCUUUUGUUCUAUAACUGCAGCUUACUCAAAAUAUUUUAUUUGUAAUGUUCAUCAUGCGUUUCCAUAUGCAACUCUUUCACGAUCAGAAAAUGUUUAAACCAAUGUCCGCAGACCCUUCCCCUUUUGCUCAACCAUUCUACACACACACUACACACAUGGCCUCAUCCCCAACCACUCCAUUCAGUCAACACCUCCCAUAAUACCCUGCAGUAUAACAAAAUGUGUCUACCAGGAAUGCCAAUUUUAGGCAAUUGCCUGAAUUCAGGCCGUGGCAAAUUAUUUUCAGACCAUAGUUUAGGCUUUUUUGUGUACAAAAUAGCUCAUUCUAGAUGUUGUGACUGAGCAAAUGUUUUCUGGUUACCUGUUACUGUGGGGACAUAUGCGAAAAUGAGCCUCAAUGAUGUACAAGUCAUUGGUGCUGGUUAAAGUUGAUGAUUAAUGGCUGAGUACAAUCACAACAUGAGAAUUAUGAAAGACAAACAUUUUGAGACAGGGGUCAUUUUGAAACAUCGCACACUUAUUUUAUUCACAAGUCAAUAAUAUCACAAGUUGGUAGACAAUUGACCAUUUGAAAAGUGAAAAUCAACGAGAAAUGCAUAUUGAAGGAAGCUUGACAUUACACCAAGGCCCAACCUUAAAAGUAUUGUGGUUCAUUGAUCUAGGCCCCAUUCCAUAUAUUUUUUUUUUAUCGAUAACAAGUGUCAUAUUUCUUUAACAAAUUUUCUCACAGCCAAUGAAAUGCAACGAUUGCACUAGCUUGUAACAGUUUUUGUAACUCGUUAUUUCUAUCAAGUUUCAUGAAAAGGUCAUCAUUAAAUCAAUUACAAAUCUUGUUACUUGGAUCAACUAUAACUCUUGAAAUUGAGCCCUGGCAUUCACAUUCCUGAAUUACUCAAUGGAAGCUGACAUACUGGACAUAAUUGCACAUGUAUUAAAAACAUAACUUCAUAUAAAGUCAUUUGGAAUGUACCAUGAAAACAAAACAUGUAUAUCAUAUAAAUGUAUCUAAUGAGAUUUAUCAAUGAAUUGUAAAACAUUUUCAUGCCUGAGAC